AUGGGAAAAUCGCCAUGCCCUGAGCGUGAGCCAGGGGCGCCCCAGACUCCCCCACCUUAUGCCCCAUAUCUCGACCCCCAACUAACUGCUGAAUCCGGCGAUGCUCAUACCGAUGGACGUAUUGACGUGCGUCUCGAUUCCAAGCUCGCAAAAUCACUCGCACAAAUCGCGAACCAACAACAAGAAGACCUACAUCAUGCACCACCUCGGGCUCAACCUGAAGAGCCGAUCGGGUGUGAUGUAAAAUUGAACAUUAUUAUCCAGAUCGUGGGCAGUCGUGGAGAUGUUCAGCCCUUUAUCGCACUAGGCAACGCCUUGCAAAGCCAUGGCCAUCGGGUUCGAAUCGCCACUCACAAUGUUUUCGAAAACUUCGUGAAGGAGUCUUACCUGGAAUUCUUCCCUAUUGGAGGCGAUCCAGCCCAACUCAUGGCCUACAUGGUCAAAAAUCCUGGCCUGAUCCCGCAGAUUAAAACAUUGCGUGAUGGAGAAAUCAAAAAGAAACAAGUCAUGGUCGCAGAAAUGCUCACCGGCUGCUGGAGAUCUUGUAUCGAAGAUGAUCCUGUAACACAAGAGCCGUUUGUUGCAGAUGCGAUUAUUGCCAAUCCACCAAGUUUUGCGCAUAUUCAUUGUGCGCAAGCGCUAGGCAUCCCUGUCCAUCUCAUGUUCACUAUGCCUUGGAGUAGUACCAAGGCAUUCCCACAUCCGUUGGCCAAUCUACAAAAUGGGUCCAUGGAAACCCCAGGGACAGCGAAUUGGGUUUCAUAUGGAGUGGUGGAAUGGCUUACCUGGCAAGGCUUGGGCGACGUGAUUAAUCGAUUCCGGUCUUCAAUAGACUUGGCACCUGUCCCAAGGACAGAGGGCCCUUGCCUGGCCGAAGCCCUGGAGAUCCCCAUGACCUACUGUUGGUCUCCUGCUUUAGUUCCAAAGCCACGCGACUGGCCGGAUCAUAUCGAUGUCUGUGGAUUUUUCUUCUCGGAUCCGCCCGACUAUACACCACCGCCUGAUUUGGCGGAGUUUCUGCAAUCGGGGCCUCCUCCGGUGUACAUUGGCUUCGGUAGUAUUGUUGUCGAGGAUCCCCAAAAACUGAUUGACACGGUCCUCGCAGCAGUCUCGAGAGCUGGUGUACGUGCGAUCGUUUCAAAGGGCUGGAGCGAGCUGGCUGGACCAGCUGAUUACAACGUCUAUUACAUCGGUGAUUGUCCACAUGGAUGGCUCUUCCAGCAUGUGUCUGCCGUGGUCCAUCAUGGAGGCGCCGGAACCACUGCGUGUGGUUUGUUGAAUGGCCGGCCAACCACAAUUGUACCCUUUUUCGGCGAUCAGCCUUUCUGGGGCGACAUGGUCGCAAAAGCCGGUGCAGGCCCUGAACCAAUCCCACACGCCAUGCUAGAUCCUCAAAAUCUAGCCGAAGCAAUUCAAUUCUGCCUCACACCAGAGGCAGAAGCUGCUGCACAAGAAAUCGCCUUGAAAAUGAAAACAGAGUCUGGAGUGGUGACAGCUGUCAACUCCUUCCAUCGCAAUUUGCCUUUGAAGCGAAUGCGAUGCAGUGUUAUUCCGGGCCAACCUGCGGCAUGGGCGUAUACUCGAAAGAAGCAGUCUCUGACUCUUUCUAAAGCGGCCAUGAAUGUAUUGAUUGAAUACAAAAGGAUAGAUACAAACCAAGUCAAGUGUUAUGCUAUCAAUCCAAUCAUCAUCGAAAAUCGCCGGUGGGACCCUUUGACGGGUGUUCUAUCAGCCGCCACAUCCACCGGCACCAACAUGCUACAAUCAACCGGCGAGAUGUUCUACAAUCCGUACAAAGAGUUCAAAAAAAGUCGUACCGGGAACCUAUCAGAGACAGAUUCAUCAGGCUCAACGCCCUCAGUGAAUCGAUCAAAUAGUGAUCCUUUCCAAACAGCUGCGAACAUGGCCGGAGCCACAUUACAAGGAUUUGGCAAAUUCUCAGCGACUUAUUUCCGGGGUAUGAUAGUCGAUAUUCCCCAUGCAGCGGCAGAGGGCUUCCGACGAGCCCCUCAACUGUAUGGCGAAAAGCCCAAAGAAUACGGCAAUGUCCACGACUGGAAGUCUGGAGCGAUAGUCGGCGGCAAGAAUUUCGUGGGUGGCAUGACGACUGGUAUCACCGGGAUGAUCAAGCACCCGAUUAAGGGGUUCAUUGAAGAAGGGCGAGAGGGUGCAAUGAAAGGACUUGCUAGGGGUGCUCUGGGAAUGGCCACGAAUAUGCCUUCUGCGGGUAUUGGCUUGAUGGCCUAUCCGUUUCAUGGUAUUUCAAAGAGCAUUGAAGCGGCAUUCAGGACGAAGACACCUAAGGAGAUCGUCAGUGCACGGCUAAGAGAGGGAUUUGCUCUCACAGAGCGAAUACAGCUAUCAAAGGAGGAGAAAGAGGAGGUUGUGCAAGUAUUCGAUGUGCUUUUGUCAUCGCUGGAUGCAUAG
Molecule: messenger RNA, 2427 nt
Organism: Penicillium subrubescens
Lineage: Eukaryota; Fungi; Ascomycota; Eurotiomycetes; Eurotiales; Aspergillaceae
Product: putative sterol glucosyltransferase
Exons: 7
Coding region: 1-2427 (808 amino acids)
Biological process (GO): carbohydrate metabolic process
Molecular function (GO): UDP-glycosyltransferase activity; hexosyltransferase activity
Source: RefSeq, a predicted model, not a curated record